This is a messenger RNA of Diatraea saccharalis (sugarcane borer), 2350 nucleotides long. NCBI's taxonomy places the organism in Eukaryota, Metazoa, Arthropoda, Insecta, Lepidoptera, Crambidae. The record is from the annotation of a GenBank genome assembly.
AGUUUCAAAGUGGACUUUAUUGAAGUUGUUUGUCUUUUUGAUGACUGUAUACAAGGAAAAUCUUUAAAAAAAUGUAUAUUUAUGAUUUACCAUAUGAAAUUAACCGUGAGUUAUGUAGAAUAUUGGAUAAUGGUGACGACUGGAAGGAAUUAGCCGAUAGAAUGGGAUAUAAAGCAUUCGAAAUUAUCGAAAUCGAACAGAUGGCUCGUAGAAAUUCUGUGUCUCCAACAAACCAAUUGCUCACAACAUGGGGUCAGCAAAAUCAUAGAGUCGGGGAACUAUUUAUAUCGUUGUAUCGCAUGGAACACAUACCGGCCCUAACAUGUUUAGUGCCUAUUGUGGAAAGUAAAUUUCAUGCAUUGUAUAAAAAGCUCUGUCCAAACGGAAUCAAGGAAAAAAACACUUCUGUUAUUGAAGAUAAAGCUAAUAAAAAGAAACGAAUACACUCUGAGGAAUCAUCGAUACCACUACCUGUUAAACUUAUAGAACAGGGUGUUCCUCUGCCGACUUCGAGCAAAGGAUUUAAUGGUACACCCACAGAUGAUGAGUCAACUGACUUGUCGACCUCAUCUCAAGAAAGUAAAGACAAUGACAUCAGAGCAGAGAUCAUGAGGAACGUAGCGGCUAUACCAAUGCUGCCCUACGACGAACUCAAGGAAGCUACAAAUAAUUGGAGUACCAAUAACAUGUUAGGACAGGGAGGUUUCGCUCAAGUGUUUAAAGGUGAAUGGAAACAGUUAACAGUAGCAGUGAAGCGGUUGCGUGCAGUAGACGCCCGCGACAGAGAACUAAUACGAGAAUUAUGUCUGAAUCAAUACAGGCACGACAACAUUGUACCUCUCUAUGGAUAUAGCUAUGGUGGUGCUGAAGUGUGCUUAGUGUAUCAGUUAAUGUGCGGUGGAACAUUGGACUACAGACUACGUAGAAAGGCAAACUUAGCACCUCUCACUUGGUCCCAGCGACACAGAAUCGCCCAUGGUGUAGCCAGAGGCCUUCAAUUUCUUCAUACGAUGUCUGGAACGCCUCUCAUCCAUGGAGAUAUAAAGCCUGCCAAUAUACUGUUGGACCAAUGUCUUAUACCCAAGAUUGGUGACUUUGGUCUAGCGAGGAAGGGACCUUAUGGCGAUAAUAGAACCCACGUCAAAGUGUCAAGGGUCCACGGUACCCGUCCAUAUUUGCCAGACGAGUACAUCCGCUCUGGCUGUCUCUCUCCCGCGGUGGACGUGUUCAGCUACGGCGUGGUGAUGCUGGAGAUAGCUACUUGCCUCAAACCCAUAGACAAUACAAGGCCUAUACAAAGACUCACCGAUUUCAUAAGGAUCGAAGCUGAUAGAGGCACUGAUACAGCGAUAUACGAAGAUCAUUCACUUCUUGGAACUCCGAAUUCCAACCCUCAAGUGUGCAGGGACUUCAUCAACAUCGGUAUACAUUGCACAAAGUAUGCAAGACACGAAAGGCCAAAUAUGCUAGAAGUGUACAAAAAAUUGAACUCUAUGGUCGUACCGGGGAAACCAUCUGUGCCAUAAAUUAGGUAUGUCAUCUUUUGUCUAAAUAUAGGAUAAGAAAUUAUGGUCUCUAAAUAGGUUUCGUUUUUUUAUUAUUAUUAGACAUAUAGUCCACAUGUCUAUACAGCCUUCUUUUUAAUACUUUUUUCGGUAUAUAUUAGAAAGGAAAUGUUUUUGUAAAUGUUUAUGGCAGAAUUAAAAAAAAUGUAGCUAUUAUUUGUUAAAUAUAAUGAAAUAUUGAAAUGUUUAUUUAAUUUUAAUUGAUUUCAUUAAGUAAGUAUAGAUAAUAACUUUUUAAAUGUUUUGACCUUCGUUAAUGUAUGGAAUCCGAGAGUUAUAUUUUUGUAAUAUUAUUUACAGAAUAGUAAUAUUUUUAUACAUUAGAAGUUAAGUUACAAGUAAUAUGUAUUGUGCUUCCAAUAGGAUUAUUAUUGAAAAUUAGGUUUAAAUACGCAUCGAAUGAAUCAAGAUGGAUGGACUAGUUAAAAAUGUAAACCCUCAGUCAUAUUAUAAUAAAGGUGUAAAUAAUUAUAUGAGAGCAUACCGUCAUAAAAGCAAUUCUAUACACGAUUUUUUCCUGUAUAUGCAUUGAAUAAGGUUGCUAAUUGAAUAACUACAAACCAUACUAAAACUUUGAAACAAGAAAUUGUUGUUUUUAAAUAUAUCUAUUUAAAUAUAUCACAAAACUAUUUUAAGUAUAUAGGUAUGUAACUGUUGAGUGAAAAAAAAAAUAUAAAUAUACUAAUAGUUUGUAUUUGUCUAAUGUCUUCCGUGUAAUGUUAUAAUCAUGUUGGUGCCUUAUAAGAAUAAAUGAUUUAUACUCAAUUUAAUAAAUGUUUAUAUAC